Molecule: messenger RNA, 849 nt
Organism: Amblyraja radiata (thorny skate)
Lineage: Eukaryota; Metazoa; Chordata; Chondrichthyes; Rajiformes; Rajidae
Product: E3 ubiquitin-protein ligase TRIM39-like
Exons: 6
Coding region: 181-849 (222 amino acids)
Source: RefSeq, a predicted model, not a curated record
CAUGCCGGUUAAAGAAGCUGUUCAAAUAUACAAGGUAAAUGCAAACUGAAUUUAAUCACAUCAUUUUAAUUCCUUCUUUAUUGUUCAACAAUUUAAUUAUCUGAUUUUCAAACACAAUCCCAGGAUCAGGUGAAAUCUUCCAUCCAGUCUCUCACAAAAAAGAAAUCAGAAAUCCAGCGAAUGGAGCAGCAACAGAAUCAGAAGAUUUCUGGCGUUGCGAAACAGUCGCACAACCUUCAGUUCAAGAUCACAUUCCAGUAUGCUGAACUGCACCAGAUUCUCACUGAGAAAGAGCAGCGCACACUGGCAGAUAUCCGGGAGGAAGAGAACAAGAUUCUAAAUAUAAUGGAGACAAAUCUUUGGGAUAGUCAAGAGAAUUUAAAUUCCAUUCAGGAGGAACUCUUAAAGUUGCAGCAACAGAUGGAUGAAAAAGACUGUGUGGUGUUUCUGAAGGAGGAAGCUGGUCGUAAGCGAAGGGUUUGUGAUGAAGCCAAACCACUGUCGGUGGUAGAUGAAGCCUUGCCGAUUGAAAAGUUUCAUUGCCCUGUUUCGUUCAACAUGACAUUCAAAGAAAUAUCUGAUGACUGCAAGCAAGUCUCCGUCACCCUGGAUGUGGAAACGGCGCAUCCGGAGCUCGAGGUGUCUGAGGAUCGGAAGAGCAUGAGACUCAUCUGGUCCGGGCGGAUUCUCCCUGACACCGGGAAGAGUGGGCCCGGCCGGGUUCUGAUUUCCAUUUGCACUCCACACAAUCAACUCGAUGCCUCGGGCCUUGGGGACCAAACCAGUGGCUGGGUAUCUGCGGCGGUUCCUCUCCGGGUGUGUAAAAGAGUCGGAUCCCGGGACCGGUGA